Molecule: messenger RNA, 1434 nt
Organism: Colletotrichum scovillei
Lineage: Eukaryota; Fungi; Ascomycota; Sordariomycetes; Glomerellales; Glomerellaceae
Product: serine carboxypeptidase
Exons: 1
Coding region: 1-1434 (477 amino acids)
Biological process (GO): proteolysis
Cellular component (GO): fungal-type vacuole
Molecular function (GO): serine-type carboxypeptidase activity
Source: RefSeq, a predicted model, not a curated record
AUGUUGUACAUCGAUCAGCCAGUUCAGGUCGGCUUCUCCUAUGACUCACUACGAAACGUGACCAGGAACCUCCUCGGAAGCACCCGGACUCUGAACGCCUCAUCCCCAAUCCCAGCGCAGAAUGCCACUUUCCAGACUGGCACAUUGGCCAGCGGCGGAAGGAACACGACGAGCUUUGGUAGUCGCAAUGCAGCUAUUGCCCUAUGGCACUUCUCGCAGGUCUGGUUUCAGGAGUUUCCGGGGUACCACCCCAACGAUGACCGCAUCAGCAUUGCAACGCAGUCCUACGGUGGCCGGUAUGGACCCGCCUUUGCCGCCUACUUUCAGGAGCAGAACGAAAAGAUCGCGAACGGCACCUGGGAUGGUACCGAAGGCGAGAAAUACAUCUUGAACCUGGACACUCUCCUGAUCGUCAACGGGUGCAUUGACCGCCAAGUGCAGUGGCCCUCAUACCCGGAGAUGGCGUUCAACAACACGUAUGGCAUACAAACGGUCAAUGAGACGGUAUACCAGGGCAUGAUCGAUGCUUACUAUGCGGAAGGAGGCUGCCGUGACAGGAUUGAUGCCUGUCGUGGAAUCUCUGCAGUAUAUGACCCAGAUAACAUUGGCAUCAAUACGACCGUGAACAGUGUCUGUCAAGAUGCGGAAACAUACUGCACGGAGAAUGUUCGCGACCCCUAUCUCGAUGUCUCGGGUCGCGAUUACUACGACGUAACACAGAUCGACCCAACGCUGUUCCCGCCCCCCUUCACAGCCGGAUAUCUGAACCAGCCCUACGUUCAAUCUGCCCUCGGGGUUCCCUUGAACUGGACAGGUAGCUCGAGUGCAUCGUCCUCCGCCUUCCGCAGUAUCGGAGACUACCCCCGGCCAGGCUGGAUCGAAGAUAUCGCCUACCUCCUCCACAGCGGCAUCAAGGUCUCUCUCAUGUUCGGCGACCGCGACUUUGCGUGCAAUUGGAUCGGCGGAGAGCAAGUGGCGCUGGCGAUUCCCUGGGCAGACCAGGAGAAUUUUGCCAAUGCAGGCUACGAGCCACUGCAGACCAAUGCCACUUAUGAAGGCGGCCAAGUUCGGCAAUAUGGCAACUUAUCAUUCAUCCGAGUCUACCAGGCCGGACACGCCGUGCCAUCGUAUCAGCCGGAAUCCGCGUACCAAAUAUUUAAUCGCGCUCUUUUCAACAAGGACAUUGCGACAGGCCUUAUUGAUACCGCCACGAACCUGACUUAUGCCACCGAGGGGCCUGCGGAUACAUUCGGUAUCAAGAACGAGAUUCCGCCUCAGUACGAAGAUUUCUGUUAUGUUCUUGACCCUAGCACCUGCAGCGACGAGCAGGUUGAUGCUCUACGGAACGGGACGGGCAUCAUCAAAGAUUACAUCAUGAUUGAGCCGGCUUCUCAGCAAGGAACUGCAAUUGGAUUAAAAGCAAGGGACAUGUGA